Messenger RNA from Ornithorhynchus anatinus (platypus), 2451 nucleotides. RefSeq names its product butyrophilin subfamily 1 member A1-like. Lineage: Eukaryota; Metazoa; Chordata; Mammalia; Monotremata; Ornithorhynchidae. Bases 397 to 1902 code for a protein of 501 amino acids. The record is from RefSeq and is a predicted model, not a curated record. Gene Ontology annotation, cellular component: external side of plasma membrane. Gene Ontology annotation, molecular function: signaling receptor binding. The transcript has 11 exons. Gene Ontology annotation, biological process: regulation of cytokine production; T cell receptor signaling pathway.
UUCCCCCUAGACCAGAAGGAUCCAGAUCCAAUCCAGGCCCCGGAGGCACCGGCUCCCAGACCUGCCUUUCCUGGGUCGGGGGGCUGCGUCUGUUGCGGAGGAAGAGGAGGAGGAGGGAAAGGAGGAGGAGGGAAAGAAGGAGGAGGAGGAGGAGGAGGAGGACCGGGCUCGGGAGACGCUAAAGGAUCCCAGCGGGACAACCUGCGCCCAGGGAGGAGGGCCCGGAGGGGCGAGGAGAGGAGCGGGAAAGCGUGGGAAAAGGAGUAGGAAAGCAUAGGGAAGAGCGGCAAGCGUAGGAGAAGGAGCCGGUAAGCGUGGGACCACACCUAGGGACUGAACGCGAGGAGGAAGCGGGGGUGCAACUGCUUGGGGGGACGGGACGGGGUGGGGGGUUGGAUGGGGUGCGAUGCAGCCCUCCCUAGGGCUUGCUGCCCUCUGCUGGGACCCCUGUUUGCCAUCGUCCUGAUCCAUCUGCCCUCCGGGGCCUCAGGACAGUUCCAAGUGACCGCCCUCACAUCCCCGGUCUGGGCCUCCAUCGGGGGAGAAGCUAUCCUCUCCUGUCAGGUGUCCCCCAGAGGAAAGGCCGAAGCCCAGCGUUGGUUCCACUCUCAUUUCAAGUCAGCCAUUCUGCUUCAAGGGGACUGGAACGGGGAACAGCCCCUGGCUGAGUACCAGAACCGGACCGAACUAAUGGACCCCAGCCCCAACGACGACCCUGGUACCGUCAGCCUGAGAAUCCGUGACAUCCGGGUUUCGGACAAUGGGACCUACACCUGCUAUUUCAAAUCCGUCUCGUAUUACCACUCCGCUACUGUGCAGCUGCAGGUGACAGCCCUGGGGUCUGCCCUUCACCUUCACCUGAAGGACUACGAAGAGGGCGGGAUACAGGUGCUGUGCCACUCUGCUGGCUGGUUCCCUACUCCCCUGCUGCAGUGGAAGAAGCUUGGCCAUGAGCAGGAGCCCUAUGCCUCCAAGGUCCAGAUCACGGAGGACGGCGACGGCCUGUUUGGGGUGGAGGGAGCCCUGAUCCUGAAGGAAAGCGAUCCUGUGAGCUGGGUCUGCCACGUGAGCAGUGGCCUGAAGAACCAGGAGAGGGAAGCCAGGUUUUCCGUGGCAGAUGUGAUCUUCCCCCACCACUCUCCAAUGUUGCUGAUCCUGCCUCUGUUCCUGGUGGCUCUGGUCCUCUUGACUUUAGUCUGUUUGAUUCUCCUCCGGAGGCAGCUCAGAGAAAAUGGACGACUUCUGCUUGUUAAAGAGAACCUUUUGGCAGAAAAUGUAAAGCUGAAGAAGGAGAGAGAUGCCAUGGUCUCUGAUCAAGAAGCGAGGCUGGAGAACAUGCGGCAGUUUGCAACGGACCUGACCCUGGACCGGGCUUCGGCCAACCCCUACCUGUUGGUAUCAGAGGACGGCCGAGCCGUGAGCCGCUCGGACACACGCCUGGCCGUGGACGACGGGCCGGAGCGGUUCGACCCCAGGGCUAACGUCCUGGGGAUGCCGACCUUCACCUCCGGCUGCCACUUCUGGGAGGUGGAGACGGGGAGCAAGCGAGACUGGGACGUGGGCGUCUGCCUGGACAGCGUGGCCCGCAAGGACAUGGUCACCCUGGGGCCCGAGGCCGGCUUCUGGGUCCUGUGGGCCCGCAACGGGAGUCAGCUGGCAGCCAUCACCACGCCCAAGACGGCUCUGAGCUCGGACGCCUGGCCCCGCCGAGUGGGUGUCUUCCUGAACUGCGAGGCUGGGACCGUUAGCUUUUACAACAUCAACACCCACCAGCUCAUCUACAGCUUCACCGAGCCCUCGGGCUUCCCUGGGCCUCUCCGUGCCUUCUUCUACCCGGGGCCGAGGCCCGAGGGGCAAGAGUCUGUACCGCUGAAGAUCCUGGAACCUGGAAGGUGGGGCUGAUGGAUUCGUUCCUGCAUCCUGGAGCUGGGGGAUGAAGGGACCCGGGUGUCCUGCCUCCCAGCGUCUAUUUUCUGGAUCCCAAAGCAUGUACUGAUAACCAGGGCUCUCGUCUCCUUGAGACCACGUUCCUCUUUCAGAACUCGAGAGUCCCCACUUCUAGACUCUGACUCCAAGCAGCUUCCCCUCUGAUCGUUCGAUGAAUCAUUCAGUCAGUGGUGCUUACUGAGUCCUUACUGUGUGCAGAGCACUGUACCAGAUAUUAAAGAGAGUAGAAUACAGCAGAGUUGGUAGACACGUUUCCGGCCCACAACAAAGUCUAGAGGGGGAUAAAGCAAGGAAGAGAUAAGGAUGUGCCGUUUCAUCUGAGAGAUUACAGGAAACACACAUCUCCACUUCACUCUAGGGGAGAAUGCCCCACAGCUCUGAUCCUAUAAACCCUUGGAGAAAAUUGAUUCAAGCUCUUUACCUUGUAUUUGGUUUUCUCUCUUUUUUGUUUCUUGUGGUAGUUUUUAAGUGCUUACUAUGUAUCAAGCGCUAUUCUUAGCUCUG